AGGGCUGGGGCUCUGCAGGCGCUGCUUCUCCCAGGGGAAAGCGGGGACGGAGGGAGCGUCCGUGGAGCGGCAGCGGGGCUGAGCUCUCCCCAGGGCGUGGUGACAGCCCCGAGGCUGCCCGAGCUCCGGGACAGCGCUCUGAGGCGCUGCCUGCGAGUGUUGGGUGUCUGUGCAGGGCCGGGAGCCGGCCUGGCUGGUCCCUGUGGGUUCCUCCAGCUCAGGACACUCUGUGAGUCUUUGUUUAGAGCCCCCUUCAGCUGCUCUCACAUCCUCAGCAGGGUGAGAUAACGCUGUUCUAGUGAAUCCCAUUGCAGGUAGGCUGCUUUUGGAGCGUUGUGACAGAAAGUUCCCCGGUGCAGCGCUAUGGGCACGGGGAGGCAGAGGACGAGCCCUUAGCUCAGAGACACAGCAGCUUUGUGUUGUGUGGCAGGGACCUGCUUGGGCAGCUUCUGGAGUGGCUGAGUCUGGUAGAGGUGCUCUCCUACAGAACUGUAGCACUUUCAGGAGUAGCUAAAAACUCAUUUAGUGUCUUUGUUCAGAGUAUGGUAUCACUUUACAAUGGGUUAAUCAAGUUUCUGAAGCUCUUCAACUCAAAACCACAGCCCAAGGCUAUUGAUGAGUUUUCUUUCCUGUCUGCUGGCGUCCCAGCUGUGGGAGUGCAUGUGCUAAUCUGGCUUUCCCUGCUCUUUUAGACCCAUAAAAAUGGGGAACACGAGCAGCGAGCGAGCGGGACUGGAGCGCCAUGGGCACAAAGGCUCCCGAGGGGACAGCUCAGGAGGAGCCCCCAAAGAGGGGGACAGACCAAAAAUCCUAAUGGACAGUCCUGAAGAUGCAGACUUGUUCCAUUCAGAGGAAAUGAAGGCUCCUUUGGAGAAAGAAGAAUUUCUAGCUUGGCAGCAAGAUCUGGAAGUGAAUGACAAAACCCCCACUCAAGCUCGGCCAACAGUCUUCCGCUGGACUGGAGGAGGGAAAGAAGUUUAUUUAUCAGGCUCCUUCAACAACUGGAGUAAAAUUCCUCUGACAAGGAGUCACAACAACUUUGUGGCAAUCCUGGACCUGCCAGAAGGAGAGCACCAGUACAAGUUCCUCGUGGAUGGGCAGUGGACACAUGAUCCUGCAGAGCCAGUAGUAACCAGCCAGCUGGGUACUGUCAACAAUGUCAUCCAGGUGAAGAAAACUGACUUUGAAGUGUUCGAUGCUUUGAUGGUGGACUCCCAAAAAUGUUCAGACAUGUCUGAGCUGUCCAGUUCACCCCCAGGACCGUACCACCAGGAGCCCUAUGUCUGUAAGGCAGAGGAGCGCUUUAAAUCUCCACCCAUUCUCCCCCCACACCUGUUGCAGGUCAUCCUGAACAAGGACACAGGCAUUUCUUGUGACCCCGCUCUGCUCCCCGAGCCCAACCAUGUCAUGUUGAACCACCUGUAUGCACUUUCCAUCAAGGAUGGAGUGAUGGUGCUCAGUGCUACACACCGUUACAAGAAGAAAUACGUCACCACUUUGCUGUACAAGCCAAUAUGAGCAUCACAGUCAUGUGUGACCAAUUGUUCUGGGCCAGUGCAGUCUCAGAAAAAACGCUUCACUUAACCAAAUGUACUUCUGCUCUGUGCUGUAGCAAACAAACUCUGAUUUCAUAUUUUUCCUGAGACUUCCAGGUUCUCCUGUAUUUGCCUUAUUUUGUUAGCCCCACCUUGGAAGUUCUUGGAAAUGGCAGCUUCACAGCGACUAGACAGGUGGCAAAGGUGUCAGUGCCCCUUGUCAGCUCAGUUAAAAAACCACCAAUUUAAUUAGGCUGAAUAAUGUGAGGGCAGCAAAGAUCAAAGAGCUUCAGCAGCGAGGCAGACUGGGAGUCUGCCAGCCCAAAGCCUAGAAAGUUCAGGAUUCUUGGGGAAUCUGAUUUGAGCAUAACACUCAGCAAAAGCAAGCUCAUUGCUGCUUCUGUUGCUCAUCAAUCAUUAUUUCAGUAGCAAGUUCACAACUUGCCUGGCUGAACUAAGUGUGAAUAUUGAUGGUCAUUUUGUAGCAGCCUUUUCUGGGCAAAAUCAGCAACAUAAUCACUACAAGCUCAUUAUUAUUUUACGGUAGAGUGGGGUGCACUGUUUCUACUGUGAAUAGCUCUGUAGUUUUUUCUCUUCAUGAGAACUGAAAUACAUUUUUCCCCAGUGGAAUUUCUGGUAAAGACAAUUAUUUUUAAUGGCUGGAUUUUUCUGUAAAUCGUAAAUGUGUCUUGCAGUAAUCUGCUUUUGGAAACUGGUUUCUCUUGCUGUCACUGAUGAGGACUUCCUUAAGCUGGGAGAGGUGGCUGGGAGGAAAUGGAUGGAUUCAGUUUAGGGAUGAGUUCCUCAGUAACAGCCUGAAGGUGACUGUAAGUCUCCUGUGUCCAGUGGCCAAACUCACCCCUCGGUGUCAGCAGUUGCAGAGUGCUGGAUGCAGCGAUGCCACAGCCCUCUGUGCCCAGGCCUGGAGCGGGCAACUUUGUAUUCUGUUUCUGUUUUCUAGGUGAUUAUAGUAAUGCUAGGCUGCCUGUCCUUGGUGUUGACAGCCUGUUUUAUCCCAAAACAAAUGCAACAUUAAUGCAAACCUGCUGCCAGUGUGCCCCAGGCCUGCCCAGGAGGAGCCAGCGCAGGAGGGGCCCUUCCCCGGCCUGUUUUGGUGCCUGGGGCACCGUGACUGUGCCAAUGAGAACCAGCCCCGUGCCACUGUGGGGGAGGAAAGCACUUUGCACAAGUCUGUGGGGAGUCUGAGUGGGGACAGAGCUGCAGCAGCCAGCGUGGAGUGAGCCACAGUGGGAGGGUGCUUCGCCAUCCUGGGGUCUGUUCACCAGCCUUGUUGCAAUAUCUUCAGUAGCUGAGUAGAUCUGGGUCUAGUGCAAUGGUUUUCUCUGAAAACUCUUUCUUCAUUCUGUGCUAUGGAUAGUAUUUGGUAUUCUGAACUACAGAAUUGCUUGUUUUCAACCUCUUAGAAACAAAUAAAACAUUUUCAAGAGAA
Cyanistes caeruleus (blue tit) is the source of this 2985-nucleotide messenger RNA. The record is from RefSeq and is a predicted model, not a curated record. Lineage: Eukaryota; Metazoa; Chordata; Aves; Passeriformes; Paridae.